AUGUCUCUCGCGCAAGAAUCCCACUUAAUAUCCAUCCAAGCGACCCCUUUCCCACCGCGACUCGACUUUAGUCCCUUUCCCACUGCGACUCGACUUCAGUCCGUUUUCCACCGCGUCACGACUUUAGUCCCUUUCACACGGCGACUCGACUUUAGCCCCUUUCCCACCGCGACUCGACUUCAGUCCCUUUCCUACCGCGUCCCGACUUUAGUCCCUUUGACACCGCGUCUCGACUUCAUCCCUUUCACACCGCGACUCAAUUUUAGCCCCUUUCCCACCGCGACUCGACUUCAGUCCCUUUCACACCGCGACACGAUUUUAGCCCUCCCUUUCACACGGCGACUCGACUUUAGCCCCUUUCCCACCGCGACUAGACUUCAGUCCCUUUCCUACCGCGUCCCGACUUUAGUCCCUUUCACACCGCGUCUCGACUUCAGUCCCUUUCACACCGCGACUCGACUUCAGUCCCUUUCCAACCGAGACUCGAUUUCAGUCGCUUUCCUAACGCGUCCCGACUUUAGACCCUUUGACACUGCGUCUCGACUUCAGUCCCUUUCACACCGCGACUCAAUUUUAGCCCCUUUCCCACCACGACUCGACUUCAGUCCCUUUCACACCGCGACACGAUUUUGGCCCCUUUCCCACAGCAACUCGACUUUAGUCCCUUUCCACCGCGACUCGACUUCAGUCCGUUUCCCACCGCUCCCUUUCAUACCGCGACUCAAUUUUAGCCCCUUUCCCACCGAGACUCGACUUCAGAAACUUUCCCACCGCGUCUCGACUUCAGUCCCUUUCACACCGCGACUCGACCUUAGUCGCUUUCCCACCGCGACUCGACUUCAGUCCCUUUCCUAUCGCUCCCAUUCCCAACACGACUCGACUUCAGUCCCUUUCCCACUGCGUCUCGACUUUAGUCCCUUUCACACCGCGACUCGACUUCAGUCCGUUUCCCACCGCGUCUCGAAUUUAGUCCCUUUCACACGGCGACUCGACUUUAGCCCAUUUCCCACCGCGACUCGACUUCAGUCCCUUUCCUACCGCGUCCCGACUUUAGUCCCUUUGACACCGCGUCUCGACUUCAGUCCCUUUCACACCGCGACUCGACUUCAGUCGCUUUCCCACCGAGACUCAACUUCAGUCCCUUUCCUACAGCGUCUCGACUUUAGUCCCUUUGACACAGCGUCUCGACUUCAGUCCCUUUCACACCGCGACUCAAUUUUAGCUCCUUUCCCACCGCGACUCGACUUCAUCCCUUUCGCACCGCGUCUCGACAUUAGUCCCUUUCACACCGCGAUUCGACUUCAGUCCAUUUCCCACCCCGUCUCGACUUUAGUCCCUUUCACACCGCCACUCGACUUUAGUCCCUUUCCCAUCGCUUCUCUCCCUUUCGCACCGUGUCUCGACUUUAGUCCCUUUCACACCGCAACUCGACUUCAGUCCAUUUCCCACCGCCACUCGACUUUAGUCCCUUUCCCACCGCGAUUCGACUUCAGUCCCUUUCCCACCACGUCUCUCUUUUUCCUACCGCGUCCCGACUUUAGUCCCUUUGACAACGCGUCGCAACUUCAGUCCCUUUCACAACGCGACUCAAUUUUAGUCCCUUUCCCACCAGGACUCGACCUCAGUCCGUUUCCCAAGGCGUCUCGACUUUAUUCCCUUUCCCACCGCGACUUGACUUCAGUCCCUUUCGCACCGCGUCUCGACUUUAGUCCCUUUCACACCGCGACUCGACUUCAGUCCAUUUCCCACCCCUCCCUUUCCCACCGCGACUUGACUUCAGUCCCUUUCCCACCACGUCUCGUCUUUAGUCCCUUUCACACCGCUACUCGACUUCAGUCCCAUUCCCAACACGACUCGACCUCAGUCCGUUUCCCAAGGCGUCUCGACUUUAGUCCCUUUCUCACCGCGACUCGACUUCAGUCCCUUUCCCAUCGCUUCUCGUCUUUAGUCCCUUUCACACCGCGACUGGACUUUAGCCCCAUUCCCACCGCGACUCGACUUCAGUCCUUUUCCUACCGCGUCCCGACUUUAGUCCCUUUGACAACGCGUCGCGACUUCAUCCCUUUCACACCGCGACUGGACUUUAGCCCCAUUCCCACCGCGACUCGACUUCAGUCCCUUUCCUACCGCGUCCCGACUUUAGUCCCUUUGACACCGCCACUCGACUUCAGUCCCUUUCACACCGCUCCCUUUCACAACGCGACUCAAUUUGAGUCCCUUUCCCACCAGGACUCGACCUCAGUCCGUUUACUAAGGCGUCUCGACUUUAGUCCCUUUCCCACCGCGACUCGACUUCAGUCCCUUUCGCACCGCGUCUCGACUUUAGUCCCUUUCACACCGCGACUCGACUUCAGUCCAUUUCCCACCCCGUCUCGACUUCAGUCCCUUUCACACCGCCACUCGACUUUAGUCCCUUUCCCAUCGCUUCUCGUCUUUAUCCCUUUCACAACGCGACUCAAUUUUAGUCCCUUUCCCCACCAGGACUCGACCUCAGUCCGUUUCCCAAAGGCGUCUCGACUUUAUUCCCUUUCCCACCGCGACUUGACUUCAGUCCCUUUCGCACCGCGUCUCGACUUUAGUCCCUUUCACACCGCGACUCGACUUCAGUCCAUUUCCCACCCUUCCCUUUCCCACCACGUCUCGUCUUUUAGUCCCUUUCACACCGCUACUCGACUUCAGUCCCAUUCCCAACACGACUCGACCUCAGUCCGUUUCCCAAGGCGUCUCGACUUUAGUCCCUUUCUCACCGCGACUCGACUUCAGUCCCUUUCCCAUCGCUUCUCGUCUUUAGUCCCUUUCACACCGCGACUGGACUUUAGCCCCAUUCCCACCGCGACUCGACUUCAGUCCCUUUCCUACCGCGUCCCGACUUUAGUCCCUUUGACACCGCGUCUCGACUUCAGUCCCUUUCACACCACGACUCGACUUCAGUCCCUUUCACACCGCGACACGAUUUUAGCCCCUUUCCCACCGCGACUCGACUUUAGUCCCUUUCCCACUGCGACUCGGCUUCAGUCCGUUUCCCACCGCGUCUCGACUUUAGUCCCUUUCACACGGCGACUCGACUUUAGCCCCUUUCCCACCGCGACUCGACUUCAGUCCCUUUCCUACCGCGUCCCGACUUUAGUCCCUUUGGCAACGCGUCGCGACUUCAUCCCUUUCACACCGCGACUCGACUUUAGUCCCUUUCCCAGCGCCACUCGACUUCAGUCCCUUUCCUACCGCGUCCCGACUUUAGUCCCUUUGACACCGCGUCUCGACUUCAGUCCCUUUCACACCGCGACUCGACUUCAGUCGCUUUCCCACCGAGACUCAACUUCAGUCCCUUUCCUACCGCGUCUCGACUUUAGUCCCUUUGACACCGCGUCUCGACUUCAGUCCCUUUCACACCGCGACUCAAUUUUAGCUCCUUUCCCACCGCGACUCGACUUCAUCCCUUUCACAUCGCGACUCAAUUUUAGCCCCUUUCCCACCGCGACUCGACUUCAGUCCCUUUCACACCGCGACACGAUUUUAGCCCCUUUCCCACCGCGACUCGACUUUAGUCCCUUUCCCACCGCGACUCGACUUCAGUCCGUUUCCCACCGCGUCUCGACUUUAGUCCCUUUCACACGGCGACUCGACUUUAGCCCCUUUCCCACCGCGACUCGACUUCAGUCCCUUUCCCACCGCGUCCCGACUUUAGUCCCUUUGACACCGCGUCUCGACUUCAGUCCCUUUCACACCGCGACUCGACUUCAGUCCCUUUCCCACCGAGACUCGACUUCAGUCCCUUUCCUACCGCGUCCCGACUUUAGUCCCUUUGACACCGCUCCCUUUCCCACCGCGACUCGACUUCAGUCCGUUUCCCACCGCGUCUCGACUUUAGUCCCUUUCACACGGCGACUCGACUUUAGCCCCUUUCCCACCGCGACUCGACUUCAGUCCUUUUCCUACCGCGUCCCGACUUUAGUCCCUUUCACAACGCGACUCAAUUUUAAUCCUUUCCCACCAGGACUCGACCUCAGUCCGUUUCCCAAGGCGUCUCGACUUUAUUCCCUUUCCCACCGCGACUCGACUUCAGUCCCUUUCGCACCGCAUCUCGACUUUAGUCCCUUUCACACCGCGACUCGACUUCAGUCCAUUUCCCACCCCGUCUCGACUUAUGUCCCUUUCACACCGCCACUCGACUUUAGUCCCUUUCCCACCGCGACUCGACUUCAGUCCCUUUCACACCACGUCUCGUCUUUAGUCCCUUUCACACCGCUACUCGACUUUAGCCUCUUUCCCCCCACGACUCGACCUCAGUCCGUUUCCCAAGGCGUCUCGACUUUAGUCCCUUUCACACCGCGACUGGACUUUAGCCCCAUUCCCACCGCGACUCGACUUCAGUCCCUUUCCUACCGCGUCCCGACUUUAGUCCCUUUGACACCGCGUCUCGACUUCAUCCCUUUCACACCGCGACUCGACUUUAGUCUCUUUCCCAGCGCCACUCGACUUCAGUCCCUUUCCUACCGCGUGUCGACUUUAGUCCCUUUCACACCGCGACUCGACUUUAGCCCCUUUCCCACCAGGACUCGACCUCAGUCCGUUUCCCAAGGCGUCUCGACCUUAGUCGCUUUCCCACCGCGACUCGACUUCAGUCCCUUUCCUAUCGCGUCUCUCCCUUUCCCACCGCGUCUCGACUUUAGUCCCUUUCACAUCGCGACUCGACUUCAGUCCAUUUCCCUCCGCUCCCUUUCCACCGCGACUCGACUUCAGUCCCUUUCCCACCGCGUCUCGACUUUAGUCCCUUUCACAUCGCGACUCGACUUCAGUCCAUUUCCCUCCGCGUCUAGACUUAUGUCCCUUUCACACCGCCACUCGACUUUAGUCCCUUUCCCACCGCGACUCGACUUCAGUCCCUUUCACACCACCCUCUUUCCCCCCACGACUCGACCUCAGUCCGUUUCCCAAGGCGUCUCGACUUUAGUCCCUUUCACACCGCGACUGGACUUUAGCCCCAUUCCCACCGCGACUCGACUUCAGUCCCUUUCCUACCGCGUCCCGACUUUAGUCCCUUUGACACCGCCCCCUUUCCCACCGCGACUCGACUUUAGUCCCUUUCCCACCGCGACUCGACUUCAGUCCGUUUCCCACCGCGUCUCGACUUUAGUCCCUUUCACACGGCGACUCGACUUUAGCCCCUUUCCCACCGCGACUCGACUUCACCCCUUUCCCACCGAGACUCGACUUCAGUCCCUUUCCCACCGCGACUCGACUUCAGUCCCUUUCACACCGCGACUCGACUUUAGUCUCUUUCCCAGCGCCACUCGACUUCAGUCCCUUUCCUACCGCCCCCUUUCCCACCAGGACUCGACCUCAGUCCGUUUCCCAAGGCGUCUCGACCUUAGUCGCUUUCCCACCGCGACUCGACUUCCGUCUCUUUCCUAUCGCUCCCUUUCAUACCGCCACUCGACUUUAGUCCCUUUCCACCGCGACUCGACUUCAGUCCCUUUCCCACCGCGUCUCGACUUUAGUCCCUUUCACACCGGGACUCGACUUCAGUCCCUUUCCUACCGCGUGUCGACUUUAGUCCCUUUCUCACCGCGACUCGACUUUAGCCCCUUUCCCAGCGCCACUCGACUUCUGUCCCUUUCCUACCGCGUGUCGACUUUAGUCCCUUUCCCACCGCGACUCGACUUUAGCCCCUUUCCCACCAGGACUCGACCUCAGUCCGUUUCCCAAGGCGUCUCGACCUUAGUCGCUUUCCCACCGCGACUCGACUUCAGUCCCUUUCCUACCGCCUCUCUCCCUUUCCCACCGCGUCUCGACUUUAGUCCCUUUCCCACCGCGACUCGACUUCAGUCCCUUUCCCACCACGUCUCGUCUUUAGUCCCUUUCACACCGCGACUCGACUUCAGUCCCUUUCCCACCGCGACUCGACUUCAGUCCCUUUCCCACCGCGACUCGAGUUCACCCCUUUCCCCCAACGAAUCGACCUCAGUCCGUUUACCAAGGCGUCUCGACUUUAGUCCCUUUCACACCGCGACUCGACUUCAAUCCCUUUCCCAACGCUUCUCGUCUUUAGUCCCUUUCACACCGCGACUUGACUUCAGUCCAUUUCUCACCGCGUCUCGACUUCAGUCCCUUUCAUACCGCGACUCGAUUUGCCCCUUUCCAACCGAGACUCGACUUCAGUCCGUUUCCCACCGCGUCUUGACUUUUGUCCCUUUCAACCGCGACUUGACUUUAGCCCCUUUCCCACCGCGACUCGACUUCAGUCCCUUUCCCAGCGCAUUUCAACUUUAUCCCUUUCCCACCACGACUCGACUUUUAGUCCCUUUCACACCGCGACUCGACUUUAGCCCCUUUCCCACCGCGACUCGACUUCAGUCCCUUUCCUACCGCUUCUUUUUCCCACUGCGACUCGACUUCAAUCCUUUUCCCACCGCGACUCGACUUCAGUCCCUUUCCCACCGCGUCUCGUCUUUAGUCCCUUUUACACCGCGACUCGAUUUUAGCCCCUUUCCCACCGCGACUCCACUUCAGUCCCUUUCCCACCGCGUCUUGACUUUAGUCGCUUUCACACCGCGAUUCGACUUCAGUCCAUUUCCCACUGCGUCUCUACUUUUGUCCAUUUCCCACCGCGUUUCGCCUUUAGCCCCUUUCCCACCGCGACUCGACUUCAGUCACUUUCCCACCGCGACUCGACUUUAG
Molecule: messenger RNA, 6678 nt
Organism: Acanthosepion pharaonis
Lineage: Eukaryota; Metazoa; Mollusca; Cephalopoda; Sepiida; Sepiidae
Source: the annotation of a GenBank genome assembly